CCAGUGAGAAGACAUAAAACUAAAAUAUAGAUCUAUAUCCUUCUAUAAAAUUUUCAAGAGAAAUGGCUAAGUCUUCAGCACUAUACUUCUUGUUCUUCCUUAUCGGUGGAAACAAGAUGAUAGCAGAGGCUAAACAUUGUCACACGACUUGGGACUGCACCACCUUGGAUCGCUGUUGGGAUGACUGCAAGAGCCGCUAUGGCGGGAGAGGACUUUGUGAUGUCAUCCCACCUCCCGCCAGUCCUAAGCAAUGCUUUUGCUAUUAUGAAUGUUAAGAGGGGAGAAAAAUAUAAAUAGUCAAUAAUUCUGAUUAAUAAGAAGUGUUAUAGUUU
This is a messenger RNA of Linum trigynum, 332 nucleotides long. The record is from the annotation of a GenBank genome assembly. Lineage: Eukaryota; Viridiplantae; Streptophyta; Magnoliopsida; Malpighiales; Linaceae.